GGCAGGAACAGGUCUCCGAUCCCUAGGCUAUAUUUACUCUUCUGCCCCUAUAUCUUCGUAACAGUAAGCUUCUACCCAUUUCCAUUAAUGCCCCUGUCUUCCUCUCGAAAGUCGAAACUGCUUUCGUCUUCUACGUGUCUUCGCCGGAAAACGCCACCUCAGCCUUAGCGACGAAGUUAUCCGAAUUCGUCACUUCUAAAUUUAGAGAGAGAGAGAGAGAGAAAGAGAGAGAUCGCACACAGAAGUGUGCGUUGAUUCAUGAACGACUAUGAAUUUCAAAAUUACAAUAUCAUAUGUGCUGUAUUUAAUAAUGGUUGUUCUGAUAAGCAUGGAGUGAUCCAUUCCAUUGUUAUGAAGUUCUUCGGUGCUUUUGUUUUGCUGCUCUCUUCUUCUUCUUCUUCGCAGUUCUUAUGCAUUGUUCGCUUGAUUGAUCUCCAUCAGAGCUUCGAUUGCUAUUUAAAUGGCGAAAUGCAGCACUGCUCGACACUUUUUUAGGUUAACCAGUCUUCAGAUUGGAGACUUGCAAUCGUAUCUUUCAGAUCUUAGCCUCUUCUUAGCACCUGAUAGCAAGACAUUCUAUGUAUUGGUAGAUAACAGACCAUGGCUGCAAGACUUAGUAUCACGUCCUGCACACCUGUGGCAAUUAAUGGUUACCAAGUCUCGGAUGUCCCCUUUCGCGAUCAGAAGAGCAAGAAACGCUAGGAAAGACGCCACCCAAAGUUUCAACGAGUUGAAGUUCUCUUCUGAAACUUCAACUUCAACCCCAUCUGAAAAUCUGAGACGAUGGUUCCUGGUGAUAGAUGCUGCAAUUCUCUCAAAAAAGAGGGCCCUGCUACCUGUUGAGAAACUUAGAACUUCCUUGCUUGCAAGUAGCAAACUACAUAGAACCUUAUAUGGGUUCAUCGUUUUUGAAGUCGCCUGGAAAAAUGUACGUGGCAUCAAUUACUUGAAUGAACUUCAGACUGAUACUUGUCUUGCUAUAGAAGCAAAACACAUGAGAAGAUGGGAAUUCGAUAGUAUAUCUCAAGCUGCUAAAGGCAUAACUUCAUGGUUUCCAGGGACACCAAGUGAGUGUUCUCUUUUAAAACAGCAACUCAACUCCAUGAAUGUUGAGACUGAUUCACAAAGCGACUCAUGUGAAGAGGUAGAUGAAGCUACUGAAUACAUGGACGCAUUACUUAUAUUUCGUUUCAAUGAUCAUGAUCUUCCUUUCGAAUUACAAGACAUAAUUAUGCCAGACUUGCGAUUGCUUACUUUAUUAGAAGCUGGACUUCCAUCUUGGGUUAUCUUCUUUCAAUCCUACCCAGUAUUCUGCCAUAUAUAUCGGCCAUGGAUGUGCCCUCUAGCAAGAUUUUUAUACGUAGCAAUUUCAGUUGUUACAGUCGUGAUUGGCUUCUAUGAUUUGUAUAAAAACAUCCCUCUUCUUAAAGCAACCGCAUCCCGUUUAUGUGGGCCACUUUUUGGGUGGAUAGAAACAUGGGAAAUGGUGUCGAGAAUCAAGUAUUUGGGGACUAUGUUGUUUUUGCAUAACUCUGAGAAAGCAGUUAAGUGGUUCUUGAUGAUGACGUGUACUCUACAAUCACAUGUUUCAUUUCUGACUCGGCCAUUAAUGGUGGUUUUGGAGGUCCUUCUUCCCAUUUGGAACAUAUUCAUACAGACAGGGGAUUAUUUCUUCUCUUUCGUUUGGAUUCUGAUGACAACCUUUUGGAAUACAUUUGAGAAUCUAAUCGAUAUCAUAUUGCUUCCUGUUUAUUUCAUCGCAUCGAUCCUUUGGAUUAUUGCAACAGCGAUCUUGUACCCGGUAUUCUGGUUUGUUUGGGGGAUACUGUGUGCUCCAGUUAAACUUGUUGUUGGGGUAUCGAAUUUUGUGGGAUUUAUGUUUAACCAUAUGUAUAAUUUGAGUGGAGUUAUAUGGAUUUUUGUGAGUGGUAUAUUUAAGGUAGCUUCGAAUGCUGAAACAGCUGCUAGCACUUAUGAAAUUUCCAUGUGGCGUGCUCUUUGGAAUGAUCUUUUCUCUCAGAUUUUCCGUGCUGUUCGGAGCAUUUUGAAUGGGUUUGUUGCGUUUUUCACAGCUUGCAAUAGGCAUCGACUAAGCAUAUAUAAUCACGUACAAGAGUUAAUUAGAAGACUUGAUCAGCCAAUUACAGGGAGGUCACGUCUCUUGAAUUCCAUACAAAGAGUGAAGAAGUCAGGAAGCAAAACACUGGUGGAAAGCAUGGAUGGAAGGAGGGGAUUGCUUGUUGUGUUGAAUAUUUUUGGGCAACAACAAGAAGGCGUGGUUUGGGAGAUGAUAAAUUACAAGGUUUUGGAGGAGUAA
Molecule: messenger RNA, 2317 nt
Organism: Lactuca saligna
Lineage: Eukaryota; Viridiplantae; Streptophyta; Magnoliopsida; Asterales; Asteraceae
Source: the annotation of a GenBank genome assembly